AUGAAUUUCAUACUUAAAAUGACGUCCCUUUUGAAUAUAACUCUUGUUUUAUUGUUAUCAGAGAGAACUAUUGUAGUUGCUAGUCAUGGACAAUUGUCCAGUGAAAAAACAUCAAACAUUCAAAACAAAGAUCUUGUUACCAACUUGCCUCAUCAGCCUAACGUAGAUUUUCGACACUAUGCUGGAUAUGUGACUGUAAAUGAAAAAAAUGGAAGAGCAUUGUUUUAUUGGUUCUAUGAAGCCUGGACUCUCCCAGAUGAGAAGCCAUUGGUGUUGUGGCUUAACGGAGGUCCUGGAUGUUCGUCUGUGGGAUAUGGAGCUACACAAGAGAUCGGGCCGUUUAUUGUGGGUACAGAUGGAAACAGUCUUCAGUUAAAUCCUUACUCAUGGAAUAUAGAGGCCAAUAUGUUGUUCUUGGAAUCUCCUGUUGGAGUGGGCUUUUCGUACUCCAACACGACAAGUGAUUAUGAAAACCUCGGAGAUGACUUCACUGCGAAGGACACUUAUGCUUUCCUGCAUAACUGGUUCAAGAAGUUCCCAUCUUAUCGAACUAGGGCGUUUUAUAUUGCGGGAGAGAGCUAUGCAGGAAAGUAUGUCCCAGAAUUGGCAGGUCUUAUUUAUGAGAAAAACAAUGACCCUUCCCUGUUCAUCAAUCUGAAAGGAAUAUUGUUGGGUAAUCCUGAAACAAGUGAUGCGGAGGAUUGGAAAGGUCUUGUUGACUAUGCUUGGAGCCAUGCUGUUGUAUCUGAUGAAACUCACAAAACCAUAAGAGAAUCCUGUGAUUUCAACAGUAACAAUACUUGGAGUAACGAUAACUGCAGCCAAGCUGUGGACGAAGUUCUUCGACAGUAUAAAGAGAUAGACAUCUACAGCCUCUACACGUCGGUUUGUAAUGCCAAUUCAGCAUAUUCAGAAAACAAGCAAGUCGUAUUCAACAAGAGUACGUCUAAGAUGAUGCCUCGAAUAAUUGGCGGUUAUGAUCCUUGCCUUGAUGAUUACGCUAAAGGUUACUACAAUAAACCUGAGGUUCAAAAGGCUCUUCAUGUUAGCAACGGCCUUCAACUCAAGAACUGGAGCAUUUGCAAUAUGGAUAUAUUCAACGGCUGGUCGCAGUCAAUAGAUUCAGUUCUCCCCAUAUACAAGAAACUCAUUGAUGCAAAACUUAGAAUAUGGGUAUACAGUGGAGAUACUGAUGGUAGAGUCCCUGUGCUGUCCACCCGAUACAGCUUAAGCUCUCUGGGACUGUCUAUAACUAGGUCAUGGAGGCCCUGGUACAACCAGAAACAGGUUGGUGGUUGGAUUCAAGAAUAUGAGGGACUAACUUUCGCGACAUUUAGAGGAGCCGGUCAUGCGGUGCCUAUUUUUAAACCAAGCGAAUCACUUGCAUUCUUCACUUCGUUCCUUCUUGGAGAAUCUCCACCGUCCCAACGAUAA
Molecule: messenger RNA, 1434 nt
Organism: Cynara cardunculus var. scolymus (artichoke)
Lineage: Eukaryota; Viridiplantae; Streptophyta; Magnoliopsida; Asterales; Asteraceae
Product: serine carboxypeptidase-like 31
Exons: 10
Coding region: 1-1434 (477 amino acids)
Biological process (GO): proteolysis
Cellular component (GO): vacuole
Molecular function (GO): serine-type carboxypeptidase activity
Source: RefSeq, a predicted model, not a curated record